Photinus pyralis (common eastern firefly) is the source of this 6166-nucleotide messenger RNA. It is a transcript of the gene shtd, whose product is annotated as anaphase-promoting complex subunit 1. The record is from RefSeq and is a predicted model, not a curated record. NCBI's taxonomy places the organism in Eukaryota, Metazoa, Arthropoda, Insecta, Coleoptera, Lampyridae. Gene Ontology annotation, molecular function: molecular adaptor activity. The coding region runs from base 184 to 6132 and encodes 1982 amino acids. Gene Ontology annotation, biological process: protein K11-linked ubiquitination; metaphase/anaphase transition of mitotic cell cycle; anaphase-promoting complex-dependent catabolic process. The transcript has 18 exons. Gene Ontology annotation, cellular component: anaphase-promoting complex.
AUCUAACCUUAAAAUUUCUAAUCUGAUUUCUACAGUUAACGUGCCGGUUGGUUUUAUAAGUGAAUUAAAAGUGACGUCUUCCCUUAAAUUACAUUCAAGUCAAGCUGUCCGUACACCUUUUCAGGGGUUUAUGAGGGACUAUCAAAAUUAUAAUUAGCAAAUCUGGAUGAGAACACAGAAAUUAUGAUUGCUGCCAAAGAUCCACAGGAGUUUGUUCCAAGUGGAAGGCAGCAACUGUCUUGGCAUCCCGGAACAGUGCAACUGUGCGGUGGCGAAGAGAGCAAUGCUGCUUUAUCGCCCGAGAUACUUCGGAGCGAAUUCGAAAAGGUGUCUAUCGCCGAAAACGAGCAAAAUGAGUGGUGGACAAUUAGAAAAUCGCCCAAUCAAAAAUAUGAGGAGUCGAAAAAGUCGAACGCAUGCGGUAAUAAUAAAAGCAUUUUGUGCGAUCCGUGCACUAAUGAGGGGGCGGAUAGCUCGUGGACUUGGAAAAGUGCAGAUCCGCAAAUAAUUAAUAAGAGACUGUCCGAUGUUCAAGGUUCGAAGAGACGGACCUUGGAUAACGAUAUCAACGAGUUUGUAAAGUUGUCGCACCUACAGUGUCAGAGUUUGGGCGUAAUGGAAGAAGAGUUGUAUAUUAAGGAUAAUGUGGCAAUUUGGAGUAAGGGAAUUGCAUCCACCGGGAAUUGUGGAAAGUUUGAUAGCUCUCGAAUUACGGUUUGUUCCUACUCAAGCCAAUAUCCAAUUACACACGCACAUUGGUGUACAUUUUAUUGUGAGCUGCCCACUUUUAAUUCUAAAAACAUAACGGUGCCAACUUCGGAGACAAUAGGUACACCAAUGCCUUGUGUGUGCAUUGUAGAUAAACAAAAUUUAAGAGUAUUUUCGAUUGAUAGUGAAGAUUUCGUUACCACUCUCCCUUUUACGGUGGGCAACUUUUGGAAUACUGCCUUUGGUAUAAUUUUGGAGCGCAAGAAAAAAACUAGGAAAUGCGAAGAUGAGGCUGGCCCUACUGUCUUUUCAAUGACACAUCCUCUGGACGAGGUCUCACCUGUGGCCAUUUUGCAUGGUACCAUUCGUCUAAUCGAAGAUCAUUCUUUAACCAUUUUAUUUACCUGCGAAAAACCAAGCAUAUGCAUGAUGUUUGAUUCGCAUACAAUGCAGCACAGCAUUUACGUCAUCAGGAAACUUCAUAAUGACGAAUGGACCGAGAUAUCUACAAAAAUGGGUAGCCAGAUGUCAUCAAUGCAUAAUCUCUCAAACAGACAAAAAAGCCAUGCGGCUGCAUGGGAGACCAGAGGAGACACUUCGUCUCCUUUUUCUAGCCGUCCAGCAAGUACUUUUCAUUUUCAUAGUAGUCAUCAGUCAAGAUCUCACAGCCCUAUGGCAGCCAUUAGUCGAUGUCAAUCUCCAACAGUAUCACCAUUACUUGGAAGUAAUCCGUGGUUCCCAAAGUCACGGUACAACACCUCUCAUCGCUUCGGCAGCAGCAAUAUUAGCAUGAUGUCCUCCACUUCCCACCUAGACGCAAAAGAAGAUUACUACCAUGUCAAUCCCUUACUUUGUUUCGAACACAUCUGGAGUGAUAAUUUAAUCGCAUCAGAUUGUUUAAACAUAGGUCCUGCCUCUAAAGUAUUUUUAAGUGACGAUCUAGUGGGUCGUUCGUAUCUAUGUUAUCUAAUACCAUUGCGUUCUCAAUUGUCGAUGGUUCGUAUGGAAACGACUAAUACGAAAUCAAUUGUAUUUGGUAUUUUAACGAGCGUAAGUGCCAAGGACGCCGUGCCAAUACCUCAUCUUCAUAUGAUGGCAAUUUUGGAACACACCGGCAGCAUUGUUUUAUAUUCAGGGCUGACUAUGGUUGGGAAGUUACAUGUAGGUGGCGUUUUAGCUCAGCAUAUUCCCUCUCCGCGUGCGCUUAGAACAUUCUCCCAAUUUAAUUCUCCAUUUCCAAAGCGCAGUACUUUAUUACCUCAGUAUGGUACACCGAAACCCGACCCUCAUUUUGACGAACAUCUCAUAUCCCCCGUGCUACCUACCAGUACACCGACGCAAUCAGAUUUGGCGUUAAUUUUAGAUCCGUAUAAAAACGCAGACUCCGAAAAAAUUCAACUAAAUGGUUUGCGCGAUCCAGUAGCCGACCGCAUAACACUCCAAUAUACUGACGGAACAUACUACCGAAUUACUUUACCGUCGAUGGCCGCCUUCACGCUUGUUGAGAACUGUCUAAACGCCCUGCGUCAAGUGCUAUCGAAAGAUUGUUCAAUUACGCUGCUAUCGCGAUGGUACGCCGUGCGAAAUGCUCCAGGACCAGACGAUUUCAACUUGGUGCAGGAAUGGGAGAUGUUCACAUCUUUAAUCUAUGAAUUACUGGGAUAUGAUAAUGAACAUGGUAAUGAGAUGCCAUGUGAUUCUCCAUUAAGCGUUGCAAAACGUCAACGGCAGUCAUCAGUAGGUUCCGACACAGAUUGGAAUUUCCUAUUAGACUCAAAACUUCACAAAUCGAAUUACAAGGCAAUAUCCAACUUAUUAAACCUCAAUGAAAUACCAUCCAAAUCUACAUUUGCAUCAGCUUCUGAGGUAAUGGUGAACAUUAAUUCCGUUUUAUUCCUCAGUAUACGGAUUAUACACUACACCUUACACUUGCUUUACGAAGAUUUCAAGCUUAACAUAACUCGCACUCAAGAGUUACCUCAUCUGGCGCAAUUGUUAAGUAAACUGUCCACCGAUUUAUCACUAAAACUCUAUGUCAUACAUUAUUGGAAAGAUUUCCCAAACCAUUGCUCUCCUUACAAUCCCAAGAGAAGUACAAUUAAGGAGAACUAUUUAAGGAACGUGAUUGUGUGGCCAAGUAUGCGUGAGAAUCCUGAUAGUGUUAUGGAGUAUGUUUACAGUUUGUUGAAGGGGGCGGAGACAUCUCCGUUUCCUUAUAUACCUAAUGUUAACGAGCGGACCAAAACUGUUGUAGAGUUAUGUGGCGUCUAUAUCAAAGGUACUAGUAGACCUGGAUCGGACAUAUGUAUAGACAGCUUCAUUAAUCACAUUUCCUUUAAAUCGCGUGUCGAUUCAUGCUCCACCCCUAAAUCUAAAAUAAUUCAUUCCCAUGAAAACAUCUUCGAAAAACUUGUUUUAUUAAUGACCGAAAUGGGUGUAACUAACAGAGACUUAGACACUUAUCCGAUUGGCAUUAAAUUGCUUUUCUACGGAGCGUUGUGGAAAUGUCGUGAAAGUCCUCCUGUCAAUUGGAGUCCGGAGGCUUACAAUUUAUUACAGAGAACAGACUUGGCAGCGCAAGCGGAGUUGAUAAAGAAGAGCAAGUUGCAAGCGAAUGUUAAGAAACAUAUUAUGACCAAUACCAAUUCGUUACCCGAGGUGAUACCUGCUAUAAAACAAGCCGAUGAAGCUGACAUGGAAGACGGAAUGGAGGAUAUUGAUAGCGCACUUUUAAAAUUACGUUUUCCGGAAGAUCAUCGGGUAGCUGAAACGCGGAGGCUCCUACAGAGCUCCAAACCUGUGUCAAUUGCUUUAGUGCAGCGACCAGAUGUUUCUGACCAUGAUUUUAUUGAAGAGCAAGAAAAGCACUUGUACGCAAUUUGUGCUCGGACAAUGUCUUUACCAAUUGGCAGAGGUAUGUUCACAUUACGAACAGCGACACCUGUUGUGACGGAACCAUUGCCGCUCCCUAAAUUAUGCCUAUUGGGCAAAGCUCCUCCGCAUGGCGUCACUGUGGAACUCGCCCACAUUGACUACCCACAAAAUAUGCAACAUUGGCCCUUAUUCCACAAUGGUGUCGCUAAUGGACUACGAAUACCACCUGACGCCCACAAUAUAGACUCGACAUGGAUUAUAUUCAAUAAACCCAAAAACACGACCGAAACCAAUUAUGAGCAUGCCGGGUUUCUAAUGGCUCUAGGACUGAACGGUCAUUUAACUAAUUUAACCAUAGUGAACACCUACAACUAUCUAAUAAAAGCGAACGAAAUGACUAGCAUUGGUAUACUACUAGGAUUAGCUUCCGCCAUGCGUGGUACUGCCAAUACCGUAAUAACAAAAAUGUUAAGUGUGCAUUUGGAAGCACUGCUACCACCCACAUCGAUGGAGCUUGAUAUUCCCCAAAAUUUGCAAGUAGCCGCCUUACUAGGUGUCGGUCUUGCUUACCAAGGAACUGCCCAUCGGCACAUUACUGAGGUUUUAAUCUCCGAAAUUGGACGUCCACCUGGUCCGGAAAUGGAAAAUAGCACUGAUCGAGAAUCGUAUUCGCUUGCUGCCGGAUUAGCUUUAGGUCUUGUCACUUUGCAGCAGGGCGGCAGACCAUCGGGUCUGUCUGAUUUGAACGUUCCCGAUACUUUGCAUUAUUAUAUGGUGGGCGGGAACAGAAGAGUUUUAGAAGGUAGUCAAAGAGAUAGGUAUAGAGUACCGUCCUUCCAAAUUCGUGAAGGUUCCAACGUGAAUUUAGAUGUAACUGCGCCCGGAGCUACGCUGGCCUUGGGAUUAAUGUAUUUAAGGAGCGAUAAUAAAAUUUUAGCCGAUUGGAUGGCGCCACCUACCACUCAGUACUUACUAGAUUUUGUUCGUCCUGAUUUCUUGAUGCUCAGGAUUUUGUCAAGGAGUUUAAUAAUGUGGAAUGACAUACGACCGAAUCGAGAUUGGAUAGAGAGUCAAGUGCCCGACACCAUUCGGCCUUUCUGUAUGGUAACUCCUAGCGCUUCAGAUAUUGAUUAUGAAGCCAUGAAUCAAGCUUAUUGUAAUAUAAUUGCGGGAGCGUGUUUCGCAAUCGGUUUAAAAUAUGCCGGAUCUGCCAAUUACGAAGCUUUCACUGCUUUGCUACAGUAUUGUCAUAUGUUUAUAUCCUUAACAUCAAAAUCGAUUGCGGAAUUAGCCGGCAAACCAACAAUUGAAACGUGUUUAAAUGUAUUGCUGGUUUCAACUUCGAUGGUUAUGGCAGGAACAGGAAAUUUGGAGAUUAUGCGUAUCGUACGCCAUUUACGUCGAAGAGUUGGCAUUUCCAGUAGUACCGUUGUUACAUAUGGAUCACACAUGGCAAUACAUAUGGCCUUGGGUCUGUUAUUCUUGGGAGGAGGACGUUUCACUUUAUCUAAUUCACCGGCCAGCGUAGCCGCUUUAAUUUGCGCCUUUUACCCCAAGUUCCCUACCCACAGCUGUGAUAACAGGUAUCAUUUGCAAGCGUUCCGACAUUUGUAUGUACUAGCAGUAGAGCCACGCCUCAUCAUUCCCAAAGAUGUCGGUACAAGCCGUAUAUGUUACGCAAGGUUGAAAGUCGUCAAUCUGGAUGGCAGCUUCGCUUAUUUAAGAGGACCAUGCAUUGUUCCCGAUUUAAAUUUCUUGUCAAAAGUUUCUGUGGAAGAUGAUAGGUAUUGGCGUGUGGAAUUUGAGCGAGGGCGCAACUGGGAACAACUAGAAAAAUUACUAUCUUCUUGCGGAAUUAUCGAAGUAAAACAAAGAGCUGGAUGUUUAAGUUACAUAGAGGAUAAAUUUGGAUUUCGCACUCAAUUGGCCAAGACAUUGACACAGUCUGAAACGGUUCCGUGGAAUCCUCCAGCUAAAGUUAUAACUUCAUUCUCAUCAGACACGGCCAUGCGUCUUUUUUGUGAGAAUUUCUUAAGUCCCAGUAGUUAUCUAACUGGGACAAUGGAAAGUAAAUUUAUGAAAUUGUUAACAAAGGCCACCUACGAGUGCGUCAUUAAAGACAAAGAAAUAAUUUUGGCAAUUGUAAUGGUGUUGCUCAGGACAAUCCAAGACUUUCGAAAUACAACCAGCACAUCACAACUUUGGCAGUUUAAGCUCAUAGCGCAACAAGUUCUCGAAAAUUCGCUUACAACUCAUCUUCUUUCCUGCGAGGUAAUGUUGUCUUUACAUCAAGAGCUUAUGGAAUUAAUGGGAGAGUAUGAAUCUGUGGUUAAAGGCGAAAUUGCAAACUAUGUAAUGGGAGGCCACACAAAUAGAAUAGAUCAAGAAACGGAAUUAGUUAGUUAUAUUACAUUCUACGAUAUACCGCAUGAUUUGCAACAUUUGCAGAAUUGUUCGGAGAUUAUUGAAGUACUAAGUUAUUUAUCUACAAGACGAUGUUCUGCACUAACAAUUACAAAGAUACUGAAUAUAUUAGGAUACACAAAGUAGAAAUGUUUAUACUAUAUUAAAGUGGUAAAGACUU